UAUGUCGGCCUCUGGCAUUUGAUGACAGACAUAAAUGCAUUUAAUGACAUAGAGUUCUUUAACCCAGCAAAACAGGUCAACUUCUCAUGUGUGGGUUGGUGUGAAGGGUUGAUUUUCUUUCUUGUUUGACUCAGCUGAUGAUCCCUCAUCAUCAGAGAAAUGGAAAAAAAGGACUCAUUUUUAGCAAGUACAGUGCUGACAGUUAAGACCCAGCAGCAGCAGUUUGGUGAUGUAUAUUUUGUGCAUCUUGUACCCAUAUCUUCCUAAUAAUAUUUUAAAUAAUUAAUGGGCUGUUUAUUAUUCAAACCACAAUUCUCCCAAAAUCCUGAUAACAGACACGCUUCUACUUGAACUUACAAGUGUACACUUUGGUAAGAUAGAUCAAAUUAUAUCCAUCACUUCUUAAAUCUGUGAUUUGAUCCCAAUAGAAACUUGCCCUAUGGACCUUGACAUGAUUUGCACACAUAGUGCUCCUUCAAAUGGGAAGGGAAUAGUGUUGAAUAUCUGAUAGGUCAGUGAGCUUAUUUACAAUAACUUAAAUAAAUAAAGGCCCAUCCCUUUUAGCAAUCAGUCUUAUUAAACAAAUAAACGUUUUAAUAGAAUUAAUAAAUAAAUCAAUGUUCAUUAUAACAUUUACAUGGAACAUUUUCUGUAUACUGUACCCUGCAUUUUUUGAAUGGAGCAUAAUCUUUCCUGUAUGUUCUCAGGCAAAAGAGGGGCAGGAAAUAGAGUUGCAAAUUGGAUUAGCCAAUGAGCUUCAUCAUACAUGCUUAGAGAUGCAUAUAAAUAAAGGUGCAUCCUUUUUACAGAUCAGUUCUUACAUUUAAUAUAACAUAAAGACAAACAUUAGCACCUCUCCUGACAAUCCAAUUAUGAAGGACCUAUUUUACAGUCAUGCUUCUAGAAUUACAAAAGCUCUACAGAUAAACUCUUUUUUGUUUUAUAUUACUGUGUAGCAUUGACUUUUGAGGAAUUUAGGUUAUUAAGGAGCAAUCAGAAUUAUUGUCAUUUUUUAACUGGAGGAUUAAACUGCUUGCAAAUUUAAGUCAACAUGGUUAACAAUAAUUCAAGGAAAUUGAUCACUGAAUUUGUUGUUGCUGGAUUUGACAAUGUAGAAAGACCACUGGCUGUUGGUGUGGUAAUGCUGAUAUUGUACAUACUUACUAUGGUUGCUAACACUGUAAACAUAUGCUUUAUUGUCAUGGAUAAACGUCUGCACCAGCCAAUGUACAUUUUUAUCUGCCACUUAGCAAUUGUAGACAUGCUCUACUGUACAAGUUCAUGUCCAACUAUGAUAGGUAUUCUUCUCAUUGGCUAUAAAACUAUAUCCUACAAACCAUGCAUAGUUCAGAUGUUUGCCUUCCAUUAUGGUGGAUCAAUGGAGAUGUUUGCUAUUGCUGUCAUGGCCUUUGAUCGUUUUGUUGCUAUAAGCAUUCCAUUACGGUACAGUUCUCUUCUGACAAAUUUGCGAUGUGUUUUAAUAACUAUUUUACUCUGGUUGGUGGUUGCUUCAGUUUUGUCCAUGCUACCUGCUUCUAUUGAAUCUCUACCAGUUUGUUACUCUACUAUAAAGUACAUGUUUUGUGACUAUGCAUCUAUUACAAGGGCAAGUUGUGCAGACCCAGAGCCAUAUUUUAAUGAUGCAUCUAUCCUUACAACUUGUCUAAUUUUUGGAACAUUCAGUUUCAUCUGCUUAUCUUAUGUAAAGAUUGUUAUUGUUAUUUCAAGAAUGACCUCAAACACUGACAAGAAAAAAGCCAUACAUACUUGUUUAAGUCACAUUAUAGUCAUUACCUGCUACUAUGUACCCACUUUCACACGAAUAGUCCUCACCAGGGUUGGUGUAGUUUUAACAUUGGAGGAACGAAAUGGGCUGAUGGUGGGGUCAAUUAUUGUCCCAUCUUUAGUUAAUCCUUUCAUAUACUGCUUUAGAACCAAGGAGAUCAGAAAUAAAUUGUUUAAAAUAUUUUCAAAAGUUGAACCAGUUGUAAAAAGAAAGCAAUAAGUUUAGACACAUAGGGAAUACCUUUUAGUUUGCUAUUAUACUUUAAGUACACUUUAUUAAUUUGUAAGCUACAAGUCAGUUUGAAUUAUUGUAUGAAGUUCUGUAACCCAUUCACAAUGAAAUUUUCUUGAGAACAAUUGCUAUUCGACUUCCAAAUUUCCUUUUUGUACAUUUUUAUUGUUUGAAAAAAACAGGCCUACUAAAUUUUCCUUUACUGAUUUCAUUUAAUCAUGUUUAAUUUAUAAAUAAGCAAACAUUUUGAAACAAAGCCUAACAAGAACAAUAAGACAAUGUCUCUUAAAUGGAUGGUGGUAGAUUUUUUUAAUGAGCAAAUAAAAACAACUGGGUAAACUGCAUGUCAGCUUUUGGAAAGACAUUAUUCAGUGGGUUAUUUAUCCCAAUUAUUGAAGUCUUGCUGGGAAUGGCUUUAAAGUUGUUGCACAAAACUGAAUUGGGACAUAAUGGCCUGGCAUUAAAUUUAAAAGAUGCUGGGCCAAAUUAAUUUUAGUAUUUUUUGGUCAAACAGAAAAAAAUGGAUUAACAUUGCUGUCUGUAUGAUUAUGUUUUGCAUAUGUCUAUCCCUGAUUUUUCCAGACGUCUGCUCCUAUUUCUAAAACUGCUACAAAAGUGCAAAUGUUCUUUUUGAGUGUUCUUUAUAAAUUUUAAUAAGCUGUUCUGAUUAAUUACUACUGAUAAAUUUGAUGGGAAUGCAACGACAUAUUAUCUUCUGAAUUAUAAAAUGUAUGUGGCAGCAGGGAAGCGGUCAAGCAUCAGCUGUGGACGGAGAGGAGGCGGGUGGAACUGGCAGAUAAAGCAUGAUGAUUCUAUCCUGUGUCUUAUUACCACUAGUCUACUUAUUUGUAUCUCUUUGUGCUUUCAGUGACUCCCAUAACCGGUGAGAGAGAGAGAGAGAGAGAGAGACAUGCAAGACAUGCACACACACAGACACAGAGUUACGCACAUACCCAUGCCAAGGAGUGUGAACUUGUGAACAGCAAAGCCCAGGAAGGUUUGCAGGCGCUUUGGGAAAACCGGGCAUUUCCCGGAUCAGCGUUCUCUCAUGGAAGCAGGAACACUGAUUCAGAAUUCUGUCCCUGACACUAAUGACGUUUGACCAAGUGAGAGUAAUUUGAUGGUCAGCAAAUCCAGGCUAAUGUUGCGCUAUCCCACCCAUAUUUUUUGAUUAUUAAGGAUAGGUUAUACUUAGUGACACAGGACACUCAAACUAAGGAAGAGACGACCCAGUUGUUGGUGCCAAAGAGCCUUUGGGAACUUCUGAUCCAUUCAGCUCAUUAUAAUUCCAUGGCUGGGCACUUGGGCCAGGAUAAAACACUAAACCUUCUCAUGGCCCGUUUCCAUUGGCCGGGCAUUCACGGCAAUGUUCGCAGGUGGUGUGCAGUAUCUCGUGAAUGUCAGCUGGUGAAUCUGCCAGCCACCCCAAAAGCGCCAUUGCGCCCAUUAGCCUUAAUCGUGGUCCCCUUCGAAAGAAUUGGCAUGGACCUCGUGGGCCAUUAGAAGGGUGCACACAAGGAUAUCACUUUGUGUUAGUCCUGAUGGAUUAUACAACAUGAUCUCCGGAAGCAGUGCCUCUGCGCAACAUUUCAGCACGCGAUAUUGCGGAGACACUCUUCCAUGAUACCUCUUGAGUCGGUAUCCAGAAAGAGAUCCUGACUGACCAGGGCACUACGUUUAUGUCACAGCCACUACACAAACUCUAUGAAUUAUUAGGGAUUAAAUCAAUUCACACCAGUGUUUACCAUCCGUGAACAGAUUGCCUGGUGGAGUGGUUUAAUCAGACACUAAAAAACAUGAUUCUUAAGUUUGUUGAUGAGGAAGCACAAAAUUGGGAUAAGUGGCUUGAGCCCCUGUUAUUUGCAGUAUGAGGGGUCCUGCAAGUCUCCACUAUAGUAUCCCCAUUUGAAUUAUUGUAUGGACCCAUGCCCUGCGGCAUGGUAGACGUCAUUAGAGAAAAUUCAGGGGAGGGACCUUCUAACAGUGAAAACAAAAUUCAGUAUGUUCUGGACCUGAGAGCAAAACGCCACAUCUUAGGUCACCUAACAAAGGAGAAUUUGCGUCAGGCCCAAGAACGACAGUCCUGACUGUAAGAUGGGGUACUCAACUAAGGAAAUUUGCACCAGGAGAUAAGGUUGACUGUGAGAACGAGAGAUUGGAUAGAGGCAAUGUACUCCAAAUAUAUCACCUCAAUCUCCUGAAUCCAAGGAGAGAGGUGGCUCCUGUGGAUCUGGCGAUGGUGAUUCCUGAGAGGGAGGAGGUGGGACUGGAGGUAAGUCUAAAAAGUGUAGACAAAUUCACCCCGGUUCCCUGUGGAGACCAUAAGGCCUUUUGCACCACGGGAACCUUUUCAUAGUAUCUUAACUAAUUGUGGAACUACCCACUUUUUGGCGUUUUCGCAUGAUUUAAAACGCCAUGUAAACAUACUGUAGUGUCAACUCAUUUCGCAAGUAUGGAGAACAGCGAUAGAUGGACGCAAGACACAACAAAACCACUCCGAACCGCUCCGAUCACAGCGUCCUCCCUCCUCCGGUUGUUUACGUUGUUCGUCUUUGUUUCUGUUGUUGAACGCCGCGCACAAAUGAUGUCGCUGUCGACUGGCUUAUGUUACUUCCUAGUGCCCACUGUCGGUGCAAAUGCAACCCUUUAAACGGUACUGGGAAAUAGUUUCCGCAAAAUCACCCAGUACUUUAGUAUUGUAAAUUUAGUUCUGGAAAUAAAGCGGUGCGAAAGGCCCUCAUUUCUCACCAUCCCAGGAAGCACAGGUUGCCUGGUUGCAAGAAGAAUUUUCAAAUGUGUUUUCACCUCUACCCGGUCGCACAGAUCUCAGGUGUCGGACUCCUCCAGACAUUGUGUUUCACUGUCUCAUGGACAGAUUCCUCCACCCACACAAUGCGUAUGAUGCUGCUUAUUUAGAUGACAUAAUCAUUUAUAGUAAUGCAUGGCAGCAGUGUUUACAACAUCUGAAUGCUGUUCUGAGAUCAUUGAGAUGGCUGGGACUCGUAGCAAACAGCAAACCCAAAGAAGUGUGCAGUUGGACGGGUGGAAGUAAGGUAUCACUUGGGCCAUAGGCAGGUACAUCCCCAAAGUGAUAAGACAGCAGCGAUCAUGGACUGCUGAAGACCAAAGACCAAAGAAGGGUUGAAUGGCUAUUAUCAGAGGUUUGUACCUAAUUUUUCAAACAUCACCAGCCCGUUGACUGAGCUCACUAAAAAAGGGAGGGCCAGAUCUGGUCCAGUGGAUGGAACCAUGUGAGCUAGCUUUCUGCCAGGUAAAAGCGGUUUUGUGUGGGGGCCCGCUGUUGCAUUCUCCUGAACUGUCCGGUAAGCCAUGAUGAUUCUCACCUGUGUCUUAUUACUGCCAGUUUACUCAUAUAUGUUUCUUUGUGCUUUCAGUGACUCCCAUAAGAGGCAAGAGAGAGAGAGUGAGAUACCGUUUGGCACACACACCCAUUCCAAGGAGUGUGAACUUGAACCUGACUGAGCAAAAGCCGCAAGUCCAGGAUGGACCCGUUUCCAGUUGUUAUGCUGUUUUGCUGAGUAUUUUUUGAAAGUGCGCUGAUUAGUGCGGACCGAUUAAACACGAGCCAAGAGCUCAGCUAAAAUUC
Messenger RNA from Pangasianodon hypophthalmus (striped catfish), 5624 nucleotides. RefSeq names its product olfactory receptor 10G4-like. Bases 1052 to 2005 code for a protein of 317 amino acids. Gene Ontology annotation, cellular component: membrane. The transcript has a single exon. Lineage: Eukaryota; Metazoa; Chordata; Actinopteri; Siluriformes; Pangasiidae. Gene Ontology annotation, biological process: G protein-coupled receptor signaling pathway. Gene Ontology annotation, molecular function: olfactory receptor activity; G protein-coupled receptor activity. The record is from RefSeq and is a predicted model, not a curated record.